Cyclocybe aegerita is the source of this 861-nucleotide messenger RNA. The record is from the annotation of a GenBank genome assembly. NCBI's taxonomy places the organism in Eukaryota, Fungi, Basidiomycota, Agaricomycetes, Agaricales, Hemipholiotaceae.
AUGUCUUCGUACAACCACGGUGUAGAAGAAUCGUAUGAUGCUGAAAACGCCUCUGUCAUUGCCAGCAUUGACUCUGGCCACGAGAGCGUUACUGGCGGUACCGGGAGCCGUAUUAAAAGCCCUGCAGUCUCAAGAAUCGAUGUGCCACCGAGGAGUCCAGCUGUCCAGAUGCCCAUGCCAACCCACUAUAUGCCUUUCUCUCCCUGGACCGUGGUUCCACCUGCUACGGUGCCCAAGAACUUCUUCAACUACGAGCUCCCUAAGACUGUCUUAUCCGUGCGGGACGGGUGGCAAUGGACCUCCCAAAGCGGAGCCGUCGUUUCCGGCCUCCUAGCCGCUGUCGCCGCCCAGCUCCUCGGAUUCUUCAAAGACGACGAGAAUCUCUCGCCUUCGGGCGCCGCCGGCUUCGUCAUCGCCUCCUGCUACGCCGCACUUUUCCUGAAUAUCGCUGCGACGAUCGGAUCAUUCGUUUUAAUUGACAACCUCGGCGAAGUGGGCUACCGCGCGGCCAAACGCGACGCAAAGGACGAGUUGUUGCAGGUGGAUACGAUUGGGGACUAUACCCCUGCAGUGAGCAAGAUGCUUGUGGACUUUGGAGCAAAUGGCAUAUGGAAUGGGAUGUUGUACCACUGGCUAAUAACGUUCUACCUCGGCAUCCUCAGCCUGAUAAUCUCUGUCCUCACAUACGUGAUCCUCUCCGAGUCACUCGCGACGCAGGUCGUGAUGUGUACCAUCGUCGCGCUGACACUCUUCCCAACGACGUUCUUCAUCUUCUCGGGUCUCUUCGCAAAAAGCAACCACCCUUACAACAAGGAGAGAAGCGGGAGGGCAUUUUCUUCAAUCUCGAGCUCGAAGACGUGA